Pyrus x bretschneideri (Chinese white pear) is the source of this 2428-nucleotide messenger RNA. RefSeq lists its product as uncharacterized. Gene Ontology annotation, biological process: protein transport. The coding region runs from base 265 to 2199 and encodes 644 amino acids. Lineage: Eukaryota; Viridiplantae; Streptophyta; Magnoliopsida; Rosales; Rosaceae. The record is from RefSeq and is a predicted model, not a curated record. The transcript is spliced from 6 exons.
GGUGAAAGCGCAAGGACCUUGUCACAAAAGUUCUCUCUCCCAUCAGCUUAGUGGCCGAGUGAGAGUUCGAAAAAUGUCCUGAAGUGGCUUCAGAAAAGCGAGAGCGAGAGAGGAGAGAGAGCGAGGAGAGAGAGAGAGACUUCUUCUUUUUCAUCUACCUUUCUUGCUGUUAUUGUUCUGGUUCUAUUGCACUGCGAGCUUCUGUCAAUGCGUGCUCAUACAUUCUGAGUCGCUGAGUCGAAUCGUUCACCGAGUUACUGAAAAAUGUUGGACGGGCUGCUGGGCCGUGGAUUUGCCUCCAAAUGCAAAUCGCUGAUUAAAUCGACGAAGACUCGGAUCGAUGUGAUACGGAGGAAGAGGAACGCAACGCAGAAGUUUCUGAAGAAGGAUAUCGCUGAUCUGCUCACCAAUGGCCUUGAUAUCAAUGCUUUCGGAAGGGCUGAUGGACUCACAGCGGAGUUGAUCCUUUCUUCGUGUUAUGAUUUCGUUGAGCGAUGCUGUGAUUUGGUGCUCAAGAAUCUUUCAGUUAUGCAGAAAGAAAGUGAUUGCCCUGAGGAAUGUAAGGAACCUGUAUCAUCGCUGAUGAUUGCUGCUGCAAGGUUCUCUGAUUUACCAGAGUUGCGUGACCUUAGGCAACUUUUUCAAGAGAGAUACGCAAAUUCUCUGGAGUAUUUUGUGAAUCAAAAGUUUGUUGAGAACAUAGCUUCAAAGCCUCCCACACUGGAGAAGAAGGUUCAGUUAUUGAAAGACAUAGCAGUAGAGUUCUCAAUAAAUUGGGAUUCCAAGGCCUUUGAACAGAGGAUGGCAAAACCUCCUCCUGCGUUUACACAGGACAAGCCAAAAACUUACGGGCCUUCCCAUGUUAGUGACGAUAAAAGCAAAUUGUCUACUGGGAAAUCUGCAGUCCCAAAAGAACAUAAUCUUUUACCCACAGAAAGGAGAUUUGAUCUUAAUGAUGCUCAGAAAUUACACAAGGAGAAGCUCGGUACUGUAUUGAAAAAAGAUGAUCACGUUCCUCAAACGAGGCAUAGACCCUUUGGGAUAGAACAUAAGUCUCUCGGUGCGAGGGAAGAUACUGUCAUGGAAAAAGAUGGCCAUGGAAUUUUGUUCCAGGAAAGGCAAGAAUUGGCUUCUCACAGAUAUGAAGCUUGGAAUAGAAGGGAGGAUGCUCCCCCAAAGUCAGUUAGAUCAGACAGUUCAUCUCAAGGAAAAGGACAGGAAAGGCAUCACGAGAGGGAGAACAAUGUUCCUAAAAGAGACUUCCAUGAAGCUUUACCUCGUGUACAGCCAAGUGUUGCUGGACCUCAUGUGAAAAGCAACGGGCAAGGCUUAUUUGCUGGUGACAAUUAUGGUGGCAAACAAAAUGACGCAAAAUUAGGAAUUAAAGAAGAAGAGAUGCCUAAGUUGAAGCCCCCCUACAAUUAUGGGGUCCCUCCUCCGUAUGUGAAACCAAAUGCCAAAGCAAAAGAUAGAAAACAUGAAGUCAAGGAUGGUUCUGGCAGCAAGCGCAUCACUAAGGAUCCUGUAGCGUAUAACAUAGCCUUUGUUGACAAUAUACUCAGAGGGGUAAGCGUAGGAUCUGAUGAUGAGGAUGAGAAGCCUGCUGCUACAAAAGUUAAUAGUCAUGAUCAUGAGAAGGAUCGUGCUCAUCGGGAUGAUGCAUCUAGCAACCACAUACCAAAACCAAGAUCUUCUAGGAGGAGACACUCAAGAUCACGGUCCUCUCACAAUGAUGCUGGAAACAGUGAAGAGACAGAAGUUGCAAUCAGAAAAACAAGAAGCAGGAGAAAGGAUGAGUCACGACGAGGUCUACAACUGUUGUUUGAUGACGAGCACUAUAAGAAGGAUGAAGAAGAGAGGAGAAUGGACGAGCUUCUGAUUCAUUACAGUAAAAAGCCAUCUAACUUGGACUCAGAAUUGUCAAGAAGAAAGUCGAGAAGUCGUCACGCACAGCAUGCAGGCACUGGUGUUGGUGAAUCCCCAAGACACGCAAGCAGAGAUGAGUCGGAAAUGGUUCCAACAGCAGUAAGAUCAGUUUCCCUUCCUCAUGAACAUAGCGGUCCAUCAGAGGCACCCAAAGUAUUUGCUCGUGCGGCUUCGUUUCAACCCGACAGGUCCAAUCCAGCUAAGCAUGUGCAUCCCAAGCUCCCAGACUACGAAGAUUUGGCCGCCCAAUUUGCAGCCCUAAGAGGAAUGUAAAGGGUAAAAGCAAGAAUCUUAACUGUAUGAGCUCGAUGGCGACCAUUGUUUCCGGUAGUUGAGUGGCACAGUGGCUUCCGACGGUUGGUCUUUUUUACCUCACACUGCGUCUAAUAAAUCAUAUAUUACCGAAAUUUCAAAUCAUUGGAGUCAUCAUUGUAGAAUUUGUUAUAGUGUCUUGAGUUUCAAUGGAUAAUUGAGUUUGAGAAUUGAGAAUGCUUCUUGUUGA